AUGGCCAAGACUGUGGCCUAUUUCUACGACCCCGACGUGGGCAACUUCCACUACGGGGCUGGUCACCCGAUGAAGCCCCAUCGCUUGGCAUUGACUCAUAGUCUGGUCCUGCACUACGGCCUCUAUAAGAAGAUGAUCGUCUUCAAGCCAUACCAGGCCUCCCAGCAUGACAUGUGCCGCUUCCACUCUGAGGACUACAUCGACUUCCUGCAGAGAGUCAGCCCCACCAAUAUGCAAGGCUUUACCAAGAGCCUUAAUGCCUUCAACGUGGGCGAUGACUGCCCCGUGUUUCCCGGGCUGUUUGAGUUCUGCUCCCGUUACACAGGCGCAUCUCUGCAAGGAGCAACCCAGCUGAACAACAAGAUCUGUGAUAUUGCCAUUAACUGGGCUGGUGGUCUGCACCACGCCAAGAAGUUUGAGGCUUCUGGUUUCUGCUAUGUCAAUGACAUUGUGAUUGGCAUCCUGGAGCUGCUCAAGUACCACCCUCGGGUGCUCUACAUUGAUAUUGACAUCCACCAUGGCGAUGGGGUUCAGGAAGCCUUCUACCUCACUGACCGAGUCAUGACAGUAUCUUUCCACAAGUAUGGAAACUACUUCUUCCCUGGCACAGGUGACAUGUAUGAAGUUGGAGCAGAGAGUGGCCGCUACUACUGCCUCAACGUACCCCUGCGGGAUGGCAUUGAUGACCAGAGUUACAAGCACCUUUUCCAGCCAGUUAUCAACCAGGUGGUGGACUUCUACCAACCCACGUGCAUUGUGCUCCAGUGUGGAGCUGACUCUCUGGGCUGUGAUCGAUUGGGCUGCUUCAACCUCAGCAUUAGAGGACACGGAGAAUGCGUUGAAUAUGUCAAGAGCUUCAAUAUCCCUCUGCUGGUUCUAGGUGGUGGUGGCUACACUGUCCGGAAUGUUGCCCGCUGCUGGACAUAUGAGACAUCACUACUGGUAGAAGAGGCCAUUAGUGAAGAGCUUCCCUAUAGCGAAUACUUCGAGUACUUUGCCCCGGACUUCACGCUCCAUCCUGAUGUCAGCACCCGCAUCGAGAAUCAGAAUUCACGCCAGUAUCUGGACCAGAUCCGCCAGACAAUCUUUGAAAACCUGAAGAUGCUGAACCAUGCACCUAGCGUCCAGAUUCACGAUGUGCCGGCAGACCUCCUAACCUACGACAGGACUGAUGAGGCUGAUGCGGAGGAGAGGGGUCCCGAGGAAAACUACAGCAGGCCAGAGGCACCCAACGAAUUCUAUGAUGGAGAUCAUGACAAUGACAAGGAAAGCGACGUGGAGAUUUAA
Messenger RNA from Rangifer tarandus platyrhynchus (Svalbard reindeer), 1287 nucleotides. The record is from the annotation of a GenBank genome assembly. Lineage: Eukaryota; Metazoa; Chordata; Mammalia; Artiodactyla; Cervidae.